GUCCUCCCUUAGCUUGCGCCGCCCCGUGACUGGCCUGGUCCCGACUGAGGCAGAAGAUGGCGGACGGAGUGGACCAUAUUGACAUCUAUGCAGACGUGGGAGAGGAAUUUAACCAGGAAGCUGAAUAUGGAUCACAUGAACAGAUUGAACUAUAUGAAGAUGUCAUUUCACCUUCUGCUAAUAAUGGGGAUGCUCCUGAGGACCGAGACUACAUGGACACACUUUCAUCAUCUGAUGAUGUAAAGGGAUCAGCUCCCAAUGUUGUGUAUACAUAUACUGGGAAACGAAUUGCUCUAUACAUUGGAAACCUUACGUGGUGGACAACAGAUGAGGAUUUGACCGAUUCCGUUCAUUCUUUGGGAGUAAAUGAUAUUUUGGAAAUAAAAUUUUUUGAAAACCGGGCAAAUGGUCAAUCAAAGGGGUUUGCACUAAUAUGUGUUGGCUCUGAAUCUUCAUCUAAAAAGCUAAUGGAUCUGUUGCCUAAAAGAGAACUACAUGGACAAAGCCCAGUUGUUACACCAUGCAAUAAGCAGUUCCUUAGUCAGUUUGAAAUGCAGUCAAGGAAAACAGCUACACAGGCUGGCCAAAUGUCUGGAGAAGGGAAAGCUGGCCCCCCGGGUAUCAAUGCCCGUCUGCCAUUUCCUCCUGGUGGCAGAGGAAGGGGUCGCUUUCCCACUUCUGGUCCUGGGAGUGAGCGUUUUCCUGGACCUGCUGGGCCUGGAGGACCUCCACCACCUUUUACAGCUGGAAUAACUCCACCAAGACCCCCCAUGUGCCCACCAGGUCCUCCAGGACCGCCUGGCCCGCCACCACCUGGACAGCCAAUUCCUCCACCAUUAUCAGGACCGCCAAAUCGUGGUGAACGCCCACCACCACCAGUUAUGUUUCCUGGGCAACCAUAUGGUCAGCCCCCAUUGGUUCCACUGCCCCCUGGUCCUCCUCCCCCAGUUUAUGGUCCUCCUCCUGGUCCACCACCUCCACAGCAAGGUCCCCCGCCACCCCCUGGUCCAUUCCCUCCUCGCCCACCGGGUCCCCCAAUGGCACUUGGCCCUCCUCCCCAUUUACCAGGCCCACCCCCAGGUGGCCCACCACCAGCUCCUCAUGUCAAUCCCAACUUCUUUCCUCCUCCCGGUAAUCCUGGUAUGCCUUCAUCAGACAACCGUGGGCCUCCUCCAUCAGAUCCAUAUGGACGUCCGCCACCCUAUGAUAGAGAUUACGGGCCCCCAGGAAGACCUGUGUAUUGCAGAGACAUGGAUGCUGGCCGAACCCCAUUAAGUGAAGCAGAGUUUGAAGAAAUAAUGAAUAGGAACAGAGCAAUAUCGAGCAGCGCAAUUUCAAGAGCAGUCUCUGAUGCCAGUGCUGGUGACUAUGGAAGUGCGAUUGAGACGUUGGUUACAGCAAUUUCUUUAAUCAAACAGUCAAAAGUAUCUGCUGAUGACCGUUGCAAGGUUCUCAUAAGCUCUCUGCAGGACUGCUUGCAUGGAAUAGAAUCAAAGUCUUAUGGUUCUGGGUCUAGAAGGCGUGAACGUUCAAGGGAAAGGGACCACAGUAGGUCUAGAGAAAAAAGCAGGAGGCACAAAUCCCGUAGCAGAGAUCGCCAUGACGACUAUUAUCGGGAAAGAAGCCGGGAGCGGGAGAGACACCGUGAUCGGGAGCGGGACCGUGAUCGGGAGCGGGACAGAGAGAGGGAGUAUCGUCACCGUUAAAGCAGCUGAAAGAAGAGAAACACCAAGAAAUAUCAGAAGUCUAUAUCAACGAGAGGACACUUGGCCAUCAGUUUGCUUCUUAUGAUUCAACUUCUCAGAAUUCAUGGAUAACAUGAGCAGAGCUAGAUGUGAUUAAGCAAAUCUGCAAACAUGGUAACCAGUAGUUCUACUUUUUUUUAUUUUUUACAUGGCUUAAAUGUUUUAUUUGAAUGAAACCUGUGUGACUUAAACAUCAAUAGCUUUUUGCAUCUUUAACUGGUUAUACAAAACAUUGGACAACUUUUGAUGUGUAAACAAAUUGGAAAGUAAAUUUCUUUCUUGUUUUUAUAGUGGUUUGUUCUUGUUAAAAAAAAAUUCAUGUUCAGAUGUCUGUAAAUGGCACCACUUUGAUUACAAUAACUGUAGUGUUGUAAUAAAACUGUUUAAUGGGGCUGAUGUGUAAAUCUGUUCAAGUUAUUUGAUGUUUACACCUUAGGGAGAGUUUUGUUUUAGUAACUUUUAAUAUAUUUUACCAUUUAAACUGUUAUCCUAAAAUUUCAUAAAUGUACAGUAUUUGACAAGUUUGCUUUUUUUUUGCUUUUUCCAAAUGUUUCCUAUUUUUUAUAGGUUUCAUUCCUGACAGUUGGGAUUUUUUAACCGUUUUUUUAAAUUGUGGGUGGCAAGCUAUGCACAACAGGAAUUUUUUGAUUUAGAAAUUCUCAGUAAUGCAAACAAACCUGGUAGUGUUCAUUGAAUAUCACUAAAACCCAUCUAGUCAUUUUCUCCCCCCAGUUGUUUGUAGCUUAAAACUUUCACAAUGGUGUAUGGAGAGUUCUUUUCCUAUGCGAGAGAAAAUACGUUUUUGUUUUCACACACCAACUUUCCCCUGAUAAUGUUGAAAAGAACGCUCCUUACACAUUCCUGUACACGUGCCUGUAAACUGCAAAAAUGUACACUCCUCUUAUAUACAUAUUUUAUGCCAUUAUGUGCUCCUGCAAUUCAAUUGAAGUUUUUGUUUUUUAAAAGGGGCUAAAACCAGUACUGAAAUGUCUGUAACCAUUGGUGUAGCAAAUUUGUUCUGAACGCAAUUGUUUAGUUUACUUGAAAAAUGUUUGUAAGACCAAUUUAAGCAAUUUUACCAGUACUCAGUACAGUAAUUGAACUUUUCAGUGCUGUGAUAGCUGAGCUGACCUUAAACCAAUGUUCCUUACAUUAAUUUUCUUUCUGUGAAAGAUUUUAUGUAAAACAUGACCCCCUUUUUUUUUCUCUCUCUCUCUCUCUCUCUAAAUUUUACUUCUUGACAAAGUUCCCAAGUUUUCAAGACCUUUGGGUAGCUGUUAUUUACUCAAAAUGCUUGUUAAAUGUUUGUUCCAGCCUCAAGUGGUUGCUGAAUAUACGUUUUGCAACAGAAAUUCAUAAUGUAACUUUUGCAUCUCCAAACAAUGUACAAUAUGUUCUGGCACUGUAUAACUAUUUUGUAAAACAAGCCAAGGAGCUUAAUUGUUGUAUCUGUAUGGGACAUGUUUUACGCUUACAAUUUCACUGUCAGAUAAAUUCCUUUCUUUUCACUGCACCAGUUACUCAUUGAUUUAAAAAAAAUACAUUUGUAUAUGUGGCCGGCCAGUCAGUUAAGUAAAAUAGAGAGAGAAAAAAAAAACUACAGAUGUUAUACCCGUUUUGGUAUACAUGAUCUCUUGUUAAAGAACAUAGCAAAUGGUUUUGAAUUUCCAGGUAAGUAAUAUCAUGAUCCAAACACCACUUUAUUGUAUAGGUCACAUCACAUUAGUGCCAUUUAACAAUUGAUAUAUAUGUAAAUAAACUGAUUUUGUAGCAAACCGUUUGAGACAGUUGACUGUAUUGCUUGACAAGUAAUACAUUUUCCCUUUUUUUAUAACAUGAAUGACCUCAUUUUGGUGCAUGGGUUUGUUUUGAAUAUACCCUUUUGGUAUGUACAUAGGCCUUUUAGUUACCCAACAGCUGCCCUUGAAGAAUUUUGUAUGUUAUAAAUAGAAUGAGUGUACUUGAUUUAGCAGAUGUGAAUUAAGGCAGCAUAAUUUAGAAUUGAAGUGUAAUAUUUGGGUUAAUUAGCUGUGUAAAUACUUGCUUAUUUAUGGUGAUAACCACAUUUCAACAUUCAUGUUCAGUGUUAAUGUGGAAAGUAUCUUUGUUAAUAGCAACUCUUUUCUUAACUGUGAAGGUUGUAACUUGCAAGUGUUAACUAUCUUUUAAAGUGCUUAUUUGGUUUACAAGCAAUUUUGUAGGUAAGUUUUGGGUGUGGAGCAUAUUUUUAAUGCUUGUUUUUCCUAUGUUACUUUUGAUUUUAAAGUGUUCAUGUUUAAUAAUAAAAAUGCAGUAAAGAAAAAAACUAAUUCUUUGUGACUGGAAAUGUUUUAAAAAAAUGCAACAAAAGCUUGAACAUUUUUGGUACUUGUAUUAGCAAAUCAUUAAAUAGAACAAGUUAACCAAUUUAAAUAAAAAGAACCAUUGCUUGUUUUCAUUA
Molecule: messenger RNA, 4185 nt
Organism: Bombina bombina (fire-bellied toad)
Lineage: Eukaryota; Metazoa; Chordata; Amphibia; Anura; Bombinatoridae
Gene: CPSF6
Product: cleavage and polyadenylation specific factor 6
Exons: 10
Coding region: 57-1706 (549 amino acids)
Biological process (GO): mRNA alternative polyadenylation
Cellular component (GO): mRNA cleavage and polyadenylation specificity factor complex
Molecular function (GO): mRNA binding
Source: RefSeq, a predicted model, not a curated record